UUUUGUUUAUUUCGUUCGUUGUUUGUAGGUGGCGUGGAAAUUUUCAUUUAUAAUAGGAUUUUAUACUUUUAAGUAUAUUUAAAAUAAGAAGACUUGUAAUAAAAUAACAUGGAUUUCCAAAACCGCCCCGGCGGCAAAACCGGGGGUGGCGGCGUAGCAUCAUGGUCAGAGAGCAACAGAGAUCGACGGGAGCGGCUCCGACAACUCGCACUUGAGACUAUUGAUCUAAAUAAAGAUCCCUAUUUUAUGAAAAAUCAUUUAGGGUCUUACGAAUGCAAACUAUGUUUAACUCUUCAUAAUAACGAAGGAAGUUAUUUAGCCCAUACUCAAGGCAAAAAGCAUCAAGCAAACUUGGCCAGGAGGGCUGCAAAGGAAGCCAAAGAGGCUCCUCAGCAAUUAGCUCCCGAAAAGCCAAGAAUAGAGCCAAAGAAGUUUGUGAAGAUCGGAAGACCUGGCUACAGGGUUACUAAACAGAAAGACCCAGAAAAUGGACAACAAAGCUUGCUUUUCCAAGUAGACUACCCAGAAAUUGCUGAAUCUGUAACUCCGAGACACCGCUUCAUGUCGGCCUAUGAGCAGAAAAUCGAGCCUCCAGACCGCAGAUGGCAGUACCUGCUCUUUGCAGCUGAGCCUUACGAGACAAUUGCCUUCAAAGUCCCCAGCAGGGAAGUGGAGAAACAUGAUUCCAAAUUCUGGACUCACUGGAACAAGGACACGAAGCAAUUCUUCCUUCAAUUUGCAUUUAAAAUGGAGCAGCUACGUAUGCCUCCUCCACCGAAGAUGUGGGAGAACCAUGGGAUGCGACUGCCGCCUCCACCAGGUGCGCCCAUGAUGGGAGUACCACCACCCCCACCCCUUCUUCCUGUACCACCUCCACCCCCAUCUAUGUAGUUUUAAGAGAUUUUGUAUUUAGGCAUUCCUAAAAUAAAUAAUAAAAAACAAUU
Molecule: messenger RNA, 944 nt
Organism: Pectinophora gossypiella (pink bollworm)
Lineage: Eukaryota; Metazoa; Arthropoda; Insecta; Lepidoptera; Gelechiidae
Gene: Sf3a2
Product: splicing factor 3A subunit 2
Exons: 3
Coding region: 109-891 (260 amino acids)
Biological process (GO): spliceosomal complex assembly
Cellular component (GO): U2-type prespliceosome; U2 snRNP; nucleus
Molecular function (GO): nucleic acid binding; zinc ion binding
Source: RefSeq, a predicted model, not a curated record